GGACUCUAUGACCUGUGCUGCUGGGUCACGCUGGAGCCCUGCCCCAGCCCAGCAGCCGGGACCUUUAUGAGGUGGGGGCUCCCCGGUCCUCCCUGGCCACGGCUGCAGCUGAGAGAAGGGUUAGCCAUGUCAUCUGAGCCUCCGCCACCACCACAGCCCCCAACCCACCAGACUUCGGUGGGGCUGCUGGACACCCAGCGGGCCCGUGAUCGGUCACCGUCCCCUCUUCGGGGCAACGUGGUCCCCAGCCCACUGCCCACCCGCCGGACAAGGACCUUCUCAGCGACGGUGCGGGCUUCUCAAGGUCCUGUAUACAAAGGAGUCUGCAAAUGUUUCUGUCGAUCCAAGGGCCACGGCUUCAUCACCCCGGCCGAUGGCGGCCCCGACAUCUUCUUGCACAUUUCUGAUGUGGAAGGGGAGUACGUCCCUGUGGAAGGCGACGAGGUCACCUAUAAGAUGUGCUCCAUUCCCCCCAAGAACGAGAAGCUGCAGGCCGUGGAGGUGGUCAUCACCCAUCUGGCUCCAGGCACCAAGCACGAGACCUGGUCCGGCCACGUCGUCAGCUCCUAGGAGAGGCCGGAAGCACCUCUUUCUCCUGGGCUUGCGGGAGACUCUGGGGGGAGGAGGAGGCAGGACCAAACUGGAGAUGCUGGUCUGCUGCUUAAGGUGGGGCUUCAAAGGGAGGAGCCCGUCGGUCCCUUUCAAGUAUCUCCUGGAGGAGGGGGCGUGGGGGGCAGGCAUGGGGGUGCUCUCGGCCACCAGCACAGCCUCUGACCAUUGCAACCGUCUCUCACCAUCUGAAAAGCAUUAAAAGCAUGGAAAAAGGGGU
Messenger RNA from Lontra canadensis (Northern American river otter), 829 nucleotides. Its product is annotated as calcium-regulated heat stable protein 1. The transcript is spliced from 4 exons. Gene Ontology annotation, biological process: regulation of mRNA stability. The record is from RefSeq and is a predicted model, not a curated record. Gene Ontology annotation, cellular component: cytoplasm. The coding region runs from base 67 to 570 and encodes 167 amino acids. Gene Ontology annotation, molecular function: mRNA 3'-UTR binding. Lineage: Eukaryota; Metazoa; Chordata; Mammalia; Carnivora; Mustelidae.